CACGCCCUCCGCCCACCCUCACCUUCACGAGCUCGCGCUUUGGGUUAUCGAAGGAUAGGCAGGCACUGCUGUGCGCGCGCGCCCCCUCUCGCUCCCUGCACCUUCAGCCCACAGUCACCGUUACAGGCUCGAGACACCCGCGGAGUGCGAGGAGGAUUCUGGGUACACCCCGUGUAUGUGCGGCAACAACAUGUCCGCACCCCUGCCUGCCAUUGUGCCUGCUGUCAGGAAGGCCACGGCCGCGGUCAUAUUCCUGCAUGGCCUGGGAGAUACUGGGCAUGGCUGGGCAGAAUCGAUGGCAAGUAUCAGAAGUCCACAUGUCAAGUACAUCUGCCCACAUGCGCCCGUCAUGCCAGUCUCCCUAAAUAUGAACAUGGCAAUGCCUUCCUGGUUUGACAUAUUUGGGUUGUCUCCAGAUUCUCAUGAAGAUGGUGCAGGCAUCAAGCAAGCAGCAGAGAACAUUAAAGCUUUAAUAGACCAAGAAGUAAGGAAUGGGAUUCCUUCAGAUAGAAUCAUUUUGGGAGGCUUUUCUCAGGGAGGAGCAUUGUCACUGUACACUGCUCUUACUUCAACGCAGAAGUUAGCAGGUAUUAUCGCACUGAGUUGUUGGCUUCCAUUGAGGUCUUCUUUUCCUCAGGCUGCUGUGAAUAGUGCCAACAAAGAUACAUCUGUUUUACAAUGUCACGGAGAAAGUGAUCCACUGGUUCCCCUCAUGUUUGGCUCUUUAACCUCACAGAAACUGAAGACCAUAAUAAACCCAGUUAAUGUUAAUUUCAAAACCUAUUCAGGAUUGACACAUAGCUCAUGCACCCAGGAGAUGUCCGACAUCAAGCAAUUUAUCGAGAAACAAUUACCUCCUGUCAAUUGACCACCUCCCAAAUGCCUUCCUGAAAAGUACACCAGCAGCAAUCACUGUACUCUAAACCCUUAAGCAAGAAAGCAUAUUAAUAAUUGGAAAGUCAUUCACAGGGGAGAUAAGAACAUCAUUAUGAUGUAUCUGUUUAACAGAGGCUGUACAAGACCGCUGACUGCACGUAAUAUCAAAUAUAGUGAUCUAUGGGUUGAAAUCUUCCCUACAAUGCAAGGGCUACUAAACCUUUUAUUACAGAUAGGCCUUUAGCACCAUAUAGCAGAGAUAUCAUUAACUUAGCAUGGUAAAAUAUUGCUGUACAUGAGCACAUUAACGAAGUUCAAGGCUCAUUUUGUAUUACUUUUACUCAUGUUAUAUUUACUUUUUCUGGAAAACGUGUCCAGCAUAUAGUUUUGCAUUGGUCGUAGGUUUUCUCAAUAUCCCUGGAAAUUUGGCUUCUGUGCUAUGUCUCCAGUUGUUAUAUUUCUUUGAACAUAUGUUCUUUCAAACAUACACACUCUUUACUUGAAAAUUCCUUUUCCACUGAUGGAAUAUCAGUUAGCAUGUUCUAGAGAAAUAGGAGGCAUUCUUGUCUCCUUCAACCGUGAGACAUUAUAAUCCAAUUAAACUG
Pelobates fuscus (common spadefoot toad) is the source of this 1481-nucleotide messenger RNA. It is a transcript of the gene LYPLA1, whose product is annotated as lysophospholipase 1. Lineage: Eukaryota; Metazoa; Chordata; Amphibia; Anura; Pelobatidae. Gene Ontology annotation, molecular function: carboxylic ester hydrolase activity; palmitoyl-(protein) hydrolase activity. The record is from RefSeq and is a predicted model, not a curated record. Gene Ontology annotation, biological process: protein depalmitoylation. Bases 176 to 868 code for a protein of 230 amino acids. The transcript has 9 exons. Gene Ontology annotation, cellular component: cytoplasm.